AUGUCGGCAUAUCCUGCGUUCGUAAUGAGCCUGCUGUGUAUCAUUGGUGGUGGGAUGGGCUUUGCGCGAAAGGGCUCCCUCAUGUCGCUCAUCUCCGGUUUAACGACCGGCAUGCUUUACUUGUGGAGUGGGCAACAGAUUGGGGAGGGACUCAAAGUUGGCCACCAAGGCGCCUUCGCUGCCUCCGCUCUUCUCACACUAUCUUCCAUCCCCCGAUUGUCCAAGGGCCCCAUCCCCAAAGUGCUUGCGGUUACGUCAGCUGCAGUCGCGUUCUACUACAGCCGUCUGCUGUAUUAG
Molecule: messenger RNA, 297 nt
Organism: Mycena indigotica
Lineage: Eukaryota; Fungi; Basidiomycota; Agaricomycetes; Agaricales; Mycenaceae
Exons: 4
Coding region: 1-297 (98 amino acids)
Cellular component (GO): membrane
Source: RefSeq, a predicted model, not a curated record